UGUACUGAUGGGUACAAAAACGUGUACACCAAGAAUGGUUGUUAAAACUAAUUUCCUUUAGACCUCUCCCUUGUGGUGAGUUGUGUGCGGAAUGGUGCACACCAAGUUGUCUUGUAAGGCUAACCGCAAUUGGGACCGUCAAUAAAUCUAAUCUUCCACCAGUUUAUACGUAUUCACUCAGUCAAUUCAGUUUUUCUCUGCAACCCAACAUCGUCAAUAUAUUUACUCUAACACAUUUUUUAUAUUUAAAUCCUUACUUUUAUUAUUAUACAUAAUUUUUAUGCCAAAUUCUAUUUUUGCGAAUAAUAAUGAUUUAAAAUGUCAAACAUUUCGGUGUAAAAAUAAAUAAAUUUGGAGUUUAAUUUUUUAACCAUGAGAUAUAUUUUUGAAAAAAAUAACCAAUAAAUGUAAAAAGUAUUUUAACAUGAAAUCAUAAUUUUAACACUUGAAUUGACUUCAGAAAAAAUGUUAGGUCUAAAAAUUUCCAACAAAUAAAAUUUCAAUUUUUAAAUUAUAUAUAUUCAAUAUCAAUGUCAUAUGAAAGGUUAUAAAAAGUUAUAAAUAAUGGUAUUUUUUUUAUUUACAUUGGAGUUCAAAUAAAAAAAAGUUAUACUAUAAUUAAAAAAAGAGAUGUUUUUAUUUCCCUGGGUCCCAUGUCCCUGCCACUUGUCCAACUGCUUUUCCUCCUACGUACUCCAGCGCAAUUCUCCUUUCGGCAGGGUGGAUCAGGGUCUUCCCAAUUCACUCAACGGGAGCCAUAUAUCACCAAUCACUCCCAUGUAUACAUAAUUUUGUUUGGGUUGGAGAACACUUUGAGGUGAAUACCUCAAAUUUGGGGUUUUCACCCCUUACAAUGUGGACAGCCUAAGAGGUUUGUCAAAAUAAACAUGUACUGAUACCUCAGCACGUAACAAAGUAAGAAUAACAAACUUUGAAUUAACAAAAAAUGUACGGAGUACUAGUAUAAUGUAAUGGUUUGUAGGUGUAGGACUCCCUAAUGUCUACAUUAACAUUAAGAGGCCGUUUGGUAACACUGUUUUUCGGCUUAGAGGUCUUAUCAGCCAACUUUUUCACCAAACACGUAAAUUUUGCUUUCGCGUACUGAAUCGUGUCAUAAGCAGAAAAAAUAAGAUUAGUUACUUUUCUGGCUGUAUUGGCUGAAGUUACUGUAGAUGACCAUUUUAGCUAUUUUUACAUAUAAUUUUUGCUUUAAUUUAUUAAUAAAAUAUAUUUUAAAAAUAUUUUUUUUCUUAAAUCAGUAGAAUCAGCCAACGCAGCCACUUCAGCCAGAACUUCAUAAAUUUCAGCAGAAUCAGCCAAAACAGCCGAUUUUCAUGCUUAAGAGCCCGUUUGGUGACCCUUUUUUUCGGUUUAUCAUGCUUAUCAGCCAGCUUUUUAACCAAACACGUAACUUUUGAUUUCGCACGCUGAAUUUUGUAAUAAGCAGAAAAAGUAAAGAUGAAGUUACUUUUCUGGUUGUAUUGGUUGAAGUUAUUGUAGAUAAUCAUUUCAGUUUUUAUUCAUAUAAUUUUUUAUUUAAUUUAUUAAUAACAAAUAAUUUAAUUUUUUUUUCAUGAAUCAGCAGAAUCAAUCACUUCAGCUAGAACUUCAUAAAUUUCAGCAGAAACAACCAAUUCAACCCAUUUUAAUGUUACCAAACGCGCUCUUAUAGAAAAAAAUCAAGAAACCAGGCAACCCAUUCCAAGAUUAGUUUUUCUCUCUCUCCCAUUUUCCUUAUUUCCAAUUAUUUAAAAAUCCUAAUUGAUGCGUAAGGGUAAACCAUCCAGAGAUUCGUUUUUAUUCACAUUUUCUUUAUUUCCAAUUAGUUAAAAAACAUUAUCCAUGUGUAUGGUGCUAUGGAGUAUGGGUGUGGCCCAGAGGCGGACCCACUAAGGGUCCCACGGGUCCCGGGACCCCGUCGACUUCGAAAAAAUUACCUAUAUAUUAUAUAUUUUAUAUAAAUUAAUUGGGAAAUGUAUAUAUAAAAUGAAAACGACCCUGGAAACAAGAGGCUGUCUCAGUAGAAUGGAGCAUGCAUUCCUAGAUUUUAGGCUGUCUAUUUCAUUUGAGGUCCCAUGUUCGAUCUCCCUAGCUACGGAGUACAUCUUUUGUUUUUUAAAAACGAUUUUAAUUAAAUAAGCCAAAAAUGACGUGGUUUUGGCACUUUUUUUAAUCCCUUAAUCAUGUGAAUUUUGUACAUGAAUAUUAGUAUUGGUGUAUCAUUUACAUUUUUAAUCUCAUAACUUUCGGCUAUGACCGUUGCUAUUAUAUUUUAUAGUAAAAUUACUAUCUUGUUAUUUUGAUCUUGUAACUAAUAUAACUAUGCAAUAUUAGAAGUUGUACACUAGAAAGUACACUUUAUGACUAAAAAUUCGACACCGUCAUCAUAUUUUCGGUAAUUUUUGUCCACCCUAAGUUAUACGUAGUAUUUUUCUACAUGUGUUAUAUUGUGGCCCUCCCUUGUACUCAAGUCUGGCUCCGUCCUUGUACACAAGGGUGAGGACCCCACGGCUCCGACUUUCUGGGUCCGCCAUUGGUGUGGCCGGUGUGGUGAUUCUGUAUUUCCCAUUUUAUUCCCAUUUUCUUUAUUUUCAAUAACUUUGGUGGUUGAUUCUUGAUUAAUACGGAGUAAUUAAAUGGACUUCAGAUCUUAUGGAAGAUAUUAAAGAAACUGAAAAUCUGGGAUGCUUAUACACAAACAAGGUAAAGGAAUAGGUUAGUGGAUUUUUUAACAUGGUUUGUGGAUUGUGAUGCUGUGAAAAAACUGGGCAACAGAAUGAAGCACAGGAGGACGAUGGUUGGGGAAAGAAAAAGCAAAAAUGAUAUUUGUACCCACUCUUAUACCCACUUUUGUACCCACCUAUGUUUGUGAACCCCGACUCACAGACAAUAUUUUGCACAAACAAAAUAUUGUCUAUGAACCGGGUUCACAGACAAAAAAAAAACAUCCACAAACAUGGUUGAUAUAAGGUGGGUAUAAGAGUAGGUACAUCAAGCAUUGUUGAAGAAAAAGAGGGGACAAAUAUUUUACAAAAUAGUAAUGAACAGUAAAAAUGCCACAUGGACAGCCCAGGUUUCGUUGUGGAUUUGACUAAACAACGUUUCCUUAUGGAUUUGACUCAGUAUUUUACUCGAAUUUAUUACUAUAUCGGCACUUGUACACUUGCAAGUUUAGCCCAGUCAAGUUUUUGGCGUCGUUGCGGGGGAAUCGAUCUUCUUUAAUGAAGUCCAAAAAAUCAAUCACUCAAAAAUUUUGAAUUUAUUUUAUUAUUCACAACUUCACUUGAUCUUGGAAGGGUUUAUUUUUGUGUCUGUAGAUAUUUCUUUGUGUUUGCAUGCAUUUGAGAAGUCGGAGUUCUAAACCUCUUGAACCACUUGAUCUUGAAAUAGAAAAAAUUUGCAAACACAUUCAGAAGGAGCAAAAAGCCACGAGGAUGAUGUCCACACUAAAUGAGAGGAAGAGGCACGUUGUUGCAACCUCCCCAUCUUCCAUUGUGCUAAGCGAGGAAGCGAGAGACCAUGAACUAAAGCAUAGCCACUUCAACGAUAUGGCUCAGUUUCAUGGUCACUUAGGGGAGAAUCCACUAAACUUUGUCACGAGUUCUAUGGAUUCAUUCAGGGAAUUCCAAGGAACAAGCUCGCCGAUGAUGAUCACAAGCUCAAAUGCUUCCUCUAUAAUCUCAAAGGGGCAGCAAGAGGAUGGUUCCUAGAGCAAGCUCCAGCUAGCUACACUACUUAGGAAAGUAUGUACAAUGUCUUCAUGUCUAAAUAUUACACGCCCACCAUGACUCAAGAGCUUAGACAACGCACUUUCAAUUUCAAACAACAAAAUGGUGAGCUCUUCCAAGUUGCAUAGCGACAUUUUAAAUCAUUGUUAAGAGAACGCCCACACCACCACAUUCCCCUUGAUCUUCAACUUGAUACGUUUUACAAUGAUUUGAAUGCACUGUAUCAAACCAUUCUAGACAACCCAAGGGCUAUAUUGGAAACAAAAAUGAAACUGAGGCACUCCGAAUCAUUGAAUCCAUUAUCUCGAAUACUCAAUUUCAAGGAGGUGAUUAUAAAGUGGUCAGGAUUAAUGAAAUCUUUAUCACAACAGAGAUAACAAAAUGCUUGAAGAAAUGGAAUCAAAGAUUGAGCAAAAUUCCAAACAGCUCUACAAGCCGUAUUUGGAGGAGUCAAACAAAUAGCCAAUGUGGAGAGCAUACCAAGCUCGGAAGGUGAUUUAUCUCAACAUCUUGAAGAGGUAACUUCUAUAACUCUUAUGGGAAUCAGGGGAACAAUAAUUUUUCAAAUCAACAAAAGUAUAACCAAGGGAGUAAUUGGAAGGCACAAGCUAGUUCCUCACAACCCCAAUCUGGAGCACCUAAUUUUGGGCAAUUUUAACUACUGCAACCGCCCUUAUCAAUGUCAAAAACGGAAUUGUCAAAUUUCGUGUUGGAGAUGAAGAACAAGAGUUUCAUGUUUUGGACUCUUUGAAAAACACCAUGAUGACCCUUCUUGCUUUAGCAUUGAUAUUAUUGACACGUUAACUAAAAAAUGUUUUGGGAAGGUGAUUCACGAAGAUCCCUUGAAGACUUCCAUCAUGCUAGGAUGCAACGAAAAAGAAGAAGGCCAUGAACUUCUUGAAGUUAUUAUGUACUUGCUAGCCGAAGCUCCUUUCAAACAUUUCCGACAAAUAUUUGAAGAUCUUGGAACAAGUAAGUCCACAUUAAAACCAUCUCUUGAAGUUCCACCAAAACCAUCUUUGAAAACUCUACCGGAGCAUCUGAAAUACUCUCUCCGUAUUUUAAAGUUGGCUACACUUUCCUUUUUUGGAUGUAUUUAAAAGUUUGCUACACUUUUCCUUUUUGACAAGUUUUUCCUUUAAAAAUACUCAAUUACCCUUACGUUUUCUACUUUUUAUCUUCUCUUUCAUACUUUUCUACCUUCUCUCCUACUUUUUUCACAUUAAUCAUUGCCCCUACUAUUUUACCUUUAAAUCUUGUGCCCAAACCUAUUGUAGAGAACAUUGAAGUACGGAGGGAAUAUGCAUUUCUUGGAGAUAACUCAACUUUCCCAGUAGUCAUUUCUUCUUCAUCUCUACAACAACAACAACGACAACACCCAAACCUUAAUACCAAAAGAUUUUGGGGCUGGCUGACAUGAAGAAAAAUUACUACGGGUAUUGAGAGACCACAAAACAUCUAUUGCAUGGUUCCUGACGGAUAUUAAGGGUACUAGCCCUUCUCUUUGCAUGCAUCAAAUUUUUAUGGAGGAAAAUCACAAACUCACGGUGGAGCAUCAAAAGCGGUUAAACCCCAACAUGAAGGAGGUGAUUAAGGAGGAAGUUCUCAAACUCCUUGACUAUGGCAUAAUUUACCCCAUCUCAGAUAGUAAAUUUGCAAGCCCCAUUCAAGUCGUUUCAAAGAAGGGCGGGAUCGCGGUGGUGGCUAAUAAUAAGAAUGAAUUAAUUUAUACUAGAAUGGUUACCCGUUGAAGGAUGUGCAUAGAUUACCGGAAAUUAAAAUCCGGCACAAGGAAGGACCACUUUCCCUUUCCAUUCAUGGAUGAGAUGUUCGAGCGUGUUGCGGGCAACAAAUUCUUUUGUUUCUUGGAUGGUUUCUCCGGCUAUUUUCACAUAGCUAUCUCUCCCAAGGACCAAGAAAACAACAUUCAAUUCACAUGUCCUUUUGACACAUUUUCCUAUAGAAGGCUGCCCUUUGGUUUAUGCAGCGCUCUCGGGAUAUUUCAAAAUGUGUAAUGGCAAUAUUUGCGGACAUGGUGGGAAACUUCAUGGAUGAUUUUUCUGUUUUUGGGAAUUCUUUUGACUUAUGCUUACUUUCCCUUGAGAAAGUAUUGACCCGGUGUGAAGAAACCGACUUGGCUAUUCCGCACUGUGAAGAAUAUGAGAGCAAUUUCCGAACUGGGGUAGUCUAUCAUCCACAAACCAAUGGGCAAGUUGAGGUGUCCAACCGAGAGAUCAAUUCAAUUCUAGAGAAAAUAGUCAUCACCUCUACAAAGGAUUGGACAUUGAAAUUAAAUGAUGUCCUAUAGGCAUAUCAGACAACUUACAAUACUCCGUUGAGUAUGUCACCAUACCGGCUUGUCUAUGGAAAGUCAUGUCAUCUUCCCGUAGAGCUUGAACACAAAGCACAGUGGGCACUCUCCAAGAUCAACCUUGAUCCUACACUCUCAAAGAAAAGAAGGAUAUUUCAAAUGGCGGAACUUGAAGAAAUUCGGAGAGAUGCAUAUGAGAACUCUCGCAUCUACAAGGAAAAGACCAAAGUUUGGCAUGACAAAAACAUCAACCAGAGGGACUUCUACAUCGGGCAAAAGCUCAAACAAAUGACCAAGCUCCAACCCAAAUCACCACUCAAGGUUGGAAAUCAUCUCUAGAAGCUCUAAAUCAACAUCAAGCAUCACUCUUCAAGCUCCUUCUUGCACAAUUUCAAGGUAAAAGAGCUAAAAUCCCUAAUUUCUCUAUUUUCAAAAUUUUCAAUUGGUCAUUCAAAAUUUGGAAAAAUAGAUGUUUAUAGUUGUUGCAUGUUGAUCACUUGUGCUCAUAUGAUGUGUAUAAACAUGUUUCAUUUCGAAAAUUUGAGAAUUUCGGGAAGCUCUUGAAAACUUUUCAAUUUUGAACCCUAGGUCCGAAUUUCCUGAUUAAUCUUAAAAUUCUUACUACAAUUGAUGAUUAGUAUGAUAUUGAAAUCCUUUGUGUUGAUAUAUUUACAUUCUAAGCCUAAUUGUUGCACCAAUUUGUGAUUAAUUUUGAAAAAUUGGGAAAUUCAUGAAAAAAUGCCUUGAAUUGAAGAGUUGUUGGUGUGGUGUUUGUAUUCUCUUCUUCUAACCAUUCAAGGAUAGCCCCAAAGCGGAAAUAAAACAAGGGUGCCUCAUCCUCUUCAUACUCCAACUCCCGUUUCACUUCUUGUGAAAAUGAGAAGUGGUACGAGACAAGAAAAAAGUGGGCGAUUGUGGUAGAGAAGACAGUUGACCCCUUAUCAACACCACAUUUGAGCUUACAGAGGCCUUCAUGCAACUAGGGUGGGCUGUGAUGCUUACUUUAACAGGAGCAUAUUACCCUCAAUUGGUUUGCGAGUUCUACGCCAACAUCACCGACAAAGACACGACCUAUGCUGUCAUCCACACCUCUGUCAAAGGCAAGAGUAUCAAAGUUGAUCCAAGCCUUGUCUCACGCCUCCUCAAAGUCACUGAUGAAGGAAACACCCUGAAAUUCAGUAAAAAGGGGAUCACCAAUGGCAAUACCUACGAUGAAGCUCGAACACGGGAACUGUAUGGGCUCUCGAAACUCCACACCAUAUAUUUGAACAUCUGUGAGCACCUCAUCAUCUACCUCAUUGGAUUUAAUAUUGUCCCCGAUCAAGUGACCGCCAUGUCGUCCGAAAGAUAGACAUCUACCUUCUCUCCAAAAUGGUAGAGGGACUGGGAGCAACUCCAGGAAUACCACUCCCCCGCCUUAUUCUCAAAAAUAUGAAAACUGUGGUACGCUCCAAAAGAGGUGAUAAGAAUUUCUGUUUCCCUCUUUUGCUUACCAUGAUUUUUAGACAUUCAAAGGUUGACCUAAAGGAGUAAAGGGUAAAUAAGUCAUUUACACUUGUGACUCCAACAUUUUGAACAAUACUACAUGGCCGCCCUUCAACAUAAAUUUGAGAAUGGGGAGUGGUAUUUCCCUUGACAUUUUUUUGCACAAUUACAUGAUGAUGAGGAGGAGAGGAUAGCUCAAGAGGAAGAGGAUAUGAAGGAUGACCUGGAUGACGAAGUCAUGCCCCAACCACAGAUGCCCCCACAGACUACUGAUCCCUCAAUGGCCUAUUUGAUCCAAUCCAUGGAUCGAAUGCAUAUGAGGAUGGACACAUAUGCGGCACGACAGGUUAAGAUGUACACCCGGCGAGAGGAGAUCCACACCCAUUAUGAUACCUUUGAGACACGCCAAGCAAGGAUUGAGGAGCAACUGCACGGUUAUGGCCGAAGGUUUGGACAAUUCACCCAAUAUUUUUAUGGCCAAUUUGGGUACCCCUCCCGAUCCACACCAUUGAAUACCCUUUGUUGUUAUUUU
This is a messenger RNA of Cuscuta epithymum, 8056 nucleotides long. NCBI's taxonomy places the organism in Eukaryota, Viridiplantae, Streptophyta, Magnoliopsida, Solanales, Convolvulaceae. The record is from the annotation of a GenBank genome assembly.